Molecule: messenger RNA, 704 nt
Organism: Cicer arietinum (chickpea)
Lineage: Eukaryota; Viridiplantae; Streptophyta; Magnoliopsida; Fabales; Fabaceae
Product: thiosulfate sulfurtransferase 18-like
Molecular function (GO): catalytic activity
Source: RefSeq, a predicted model, not a curated record
UUCUUCACUCUGUUUUUUGUAUUCUGAGGAAAACAACUUCAAAGCUUAAAACCAACCAAACAAAUCAAACCAUAAUAGUAAUAAUAAUACCAUAAUGGCUGUUUUGGGAAACUUGUUACCUCGUUUGGUAUUUCUUCUUCUUCUUUUUGUUAGCUCAAGAGCAAAGGUUGUGACAAUUGAUGUACAAGAAGCCAAGAAUCUAAUCCAAGCUGGCUACAUUUAUCUUGAUGUUAGGACGGUGGAAGAGUUUGUGAAAGGACAUGUGGAUGCUGCUAAGAUCAUUAACAUUCCAUAUUUGUUGGGUGCACCCAAAAGCAGGGUGAAGAACCAAGAUUUUCUAAAGGAUGUUUCAUCUGCUUGCAACAAAGAAGAUCCUCUUAUCGUGGGAUGCCAAAUUGGGGUGAGAUCUCUGAAUGCUUCUAUUGAUCUUCUAGCUGAUGGUUUUAAGAAUGUGAAGAACAUGGAAGGAGGUUAUGUGGAGUGGGUUAGAAACAACUUUCCAGUGAAUACAUCAGUAGUAGUCAAAGAAGAACUAUAAUCAAUUAGUAUUAUUGAUUAAAUUUUCCAAUCUUUAUUUCCAAAUUCAUUCAUCAAGGAGAAUGAGAUACCACGUUGUAAUUAUGUAACAGGAUGUUGCUAUUCAAUAUCUAAAAGUUGUCUUAUAACAAUUUAUACUCUUUAUAUUAAAUUAUUAUUUCAAUAAA